AGACCCCGAGACAGACAGGCUAGGAGGCUAGCCCGGCUGGAGCUGUGUGUGUCCGACCGCAACACAGUGUCACAUACUGACACACACACGCACUGUCAUAUACACGACACACUUUCACGUAAUGCACUGUCAUAUACACGACACACUUUCACGUAAUACACUGUCACAUACACACACGACACAGGAGUACCGUGCGUCUACCAGACCAGGAGAGGACAAUCGGAGCACUGACUGAACUGUGCCCCAGCUGCAUGUGUCCGAGCACAUGCAGGCAAUAUCAGCUGCUGCAGUGACCUGAGUCAUUGUGGUUGGACCCAGCCACCUAACCCAGCCUGGAGCCACCUAACCCAGCCUGGAGCCACCUAACCCAGCCUGGAGCCACCUAACCCAGCCUGGAGCCACCUAACCCUGCCUGGAGCCACCUAACCCUGCCUGGAGCCACCUAACCCUGCCUGGAGCCACCUAACCCUGCCUGGAGCCACCUAACCCUGCCUGGAGCCACCUAACCCUGCCUGGAGCCACCUAACCCUGCCUGGAGCCACCUAACCCAGCCAGGCAACAGCCAUGGACGCUCUGGAGCAGGAAUACAAGUCGCCGUUUAACUUUGAGCAGGGGGUGAAUAGCAGCUACCUCUAUCUGUCCCCCAGCGUCAUUGUAACACCACCAGGCUCACCGCACGUGACUGUCACAGCCAGAGGUGCUGUGAGACCAGACUCUAUCACAGAGGUAGGGGAGGAUGCAGUGAUGUCGGUGGCUGUGUCCCCUUCCAUCCCCACCCUGACAGAGGAGGAACAGGAGGAGCUGCGAGAUGAACUGCUCAGGGUGGAGGAUGAGGUCGUGACUCUGUCUCAGGUGCUGGCAGCUAAGGAGAAGCAGGUGGCAGACAUCAAGAGGAAGCUGGGCAUCACUCCUCUCAACGAGCUCAAACAGAACAUCAGCAAGAGCUGGCAGGAGGUCACCACCUCUACUGCCUACAAGAAGACGUCAGAGGGCCUGUCCGUAGCUGGUCAGAAGGCCACGGCAGCCUUCACCAGCAUGGGCUCGGCCAUCAGCAGGAAGUUUGAGGACGUCAGAUUGCAAUCUAUUUCCAAUUCCUUUGGCAUACGCUCCCUACAGCAUUCUGCUAGUAUGCCCGUGAUGAGGAACACACCCACCUUUAAGUCGUUUGAGGACAAAGUCGAGACUUUAAAGGUAAAAGAUGAGAAGAGGAGUCAAGAUGAGCCCGACGGCAUCUCAGGGUGACUUUGGCGAUGUGUUGACCUCUACAGCGACCUCUGACCCUUCUGUUCCCGUAGAGAAACGGCCAGAGGCCACACCCAUCGCCACCCAGGAAGAACAGCCUCACUGAGACCUGCCUGACCUUUCACCCCUGACCCCUAGCUAGGCUGACAUUCACUAGAACCAUACCCUCUUUCCCCUUCUGUCUCCCCUCUUUCUGUUGUCUCACCUCCUCCCUUCUUCAGCUCCCUCUUUACAAUCCUAUAGCACAAAACAACAGAACCAACAACCAUUCACUAGAACCAUACCCUCUUUACAACCCUAUAGCACAAAACAACAGAACCAACAACCAAAAAAGAAAAAUAAGUUUCCCCAGGAACUUUAAAAUUAAAAAAAAAUGUAAUUAUGAAAAUAUUGUUGUGACACCGUAGGUUUGUAGGACUGUAUGUUUCUAUUUUAAUGUCCAUGUUUGAGGAACCUGCACAAGUAGAAGAAUAUACAUUACACUUAAUGAGAAACUGUAUGUCACAGCAAGUGAAGUUGUGAUGGCAAAACGAAUUGGUUCACACAGGCCCAUAUAUUUCCAGAACUUUGAGUACUAACAGGCAUUUGCUUUUUCUUUUCUUUUGAUGUACUCCAACCACUGUAAUCACUAGGAUGUCAUUUCUAUUCCAACACUGCAGAGGCUUUCUCUGUCAUUUACUACUACUAUCACCAAUAGCACCAGUAAUGUGGUGUAGAGCACAGCUGAGUAGAGUUAAUACCAAAUCUGUGUAGCUCACACACUCCUCUCACAGCUUAACCAUAUGGGGGUGGUCUAAAUCUGACCUCUGAGCAGUUCAUAGUGCUUAACUCUGAUAUCAGAGAAGGUGGGCCAAAGCAUCCAGAUCAGUGUGUAAUGAUAGUCGCAGAUGCAUGAUUGGUUAUAAUGGUGUCAGCUGGCCUUGACCCUCAGGUCAGUGCAAUUUACAUCACUCAAAGCCUCACAGCAUGGUGGGCCAAAGUCCGUAUUAGGGCACUUGUCUUACUGGCUUCUCUCUGCUUGGUAUGCUGAAACACAGCAGGAUAGUCACUGGAUGCUGUGUACUUCUCUCUGCUUGGUAUGCUGAAACACAGCAGGAUAGUCACAGGAUGCUGUGUACUUCUCUCUGCUUGGUAUGCUGAAACACAGCAGGAUAGUCACAGGAUGCUGUGUACUUCUCUACUGUUGAAUGAUAUAUGAAUGGUAGUUGUUUUUGUUUCAAAGUGAUUUUCAUUGUUUACCUUUUCAUAAAGAUGUGCAAUUUUCCUUAAAUUGGAAAUAUACUGUUCUCGACCUAGACUAAUAACUAGAUUUCCUCCCGUGUCGGUAUUUUAAUUUCUCUACAGUGUAUGUGGUAUGGUAAUCCAUUUUUACAGUUGACUGUCUGAGGGAAUGUUUUUCUCUUCUGAACAUCUUGAGGUAUAAAAGAGUGCGAUGCAGGAUCCUGUUAAAUGUUUACUCUUGACCACACUAGGAUGAUACAUACAGUGCCUAUAGAACGUCUACACAUCCUUGAAUGUUUUUCAACAGAAGUCUUUCUAAGAGUUUAAGUGUUCCUGAGUGGUCUAGUCUGUCCAGAAUUAAAUCUGCUUCAACAAAACAGAGGCAAGGUUUAAAUAUCGCUGUCCACCAGUGAUCCCCAACCAAAUUUACUGAGCCUGGGCAAUGUUGACAAAAACGAUGGAUAAAUGUUGCCCUAAGAGUUGUGCCAACUUGGUAGAACUUUAAUGGAAAUGAGUCACAGAUGUAAUUGCUGCCAUAGAUGCAUCCGCCAAGUAUUAACUCAGGAUAGAGACUUAUCCAAUUAUGAUAUCUGUUACUUGGUCAAAUAACUUUCUUUCACGUUGAAAAUGUGGAGUGGGUUGUGUAGAUCUGUAGGAAAAACAUUUCAGGGGGAGUGUAGACCUUCUAUGGGCACUGUAUUUUAGGACACUAGUGAAUAUUUGGUUUAAAUGCCUAAUGCAAGUCCUCCCCUACUGGAAGACGACUGGCCAUAUCAUGGCAUGGAUUCAUUGUGGAAAUAAAGUUCUGGAAGAAAAGUCCUGGUUCCACCAUUAAGAAGACAUUAUGGCUAAUAAAAUGUAUUCCAGAGAGAAGUUACUGUAGACCCGUUGCCCCCAUUUAGCCCGACUGCUAAAGCAGUAGGCUGUUGACUUUUCUGUUUAGUCAGGACCUAUUUCACAGAAAGAGGGUCUCCCGCCUCUUCAUUGUGGGCAGAAAUAGUUUGUCAGGAACUCUGUGAUCAAAAGUCUUCUGGUAAACUGCCAGAGAGUAGGCCUUCAACAGCCACACUGGUCUGGUUUGUAGUUGGAAUGCUGACGUAUCUCUAAAAAAAACAGUCAAACUGGGUUAUUUAACAAGAAUGCACUUGAACAGUGUCUUGUCUCCUUUAGCAUUCCUCACAACCUUUCAAAUAAAUGUAUUUUUAUGUUGUUUUCAACA
Molecule: messenger RNA, 3682 nt
Organism: Oncorhynchus mykiss (rainbow trout)
Lineage: Eukaryota; Metazoa; Chordata; Actinopteri; Salmoniformes; Salmonidae
Product: tumor protein D52
Biological process (GO): B cell differentiation
Cellular component (GO): cytoplasm
Source: RefSeq, a predicted model, not a curated record